Molecule: messenger RNA, 3227 nt
Organism: Musa acuminata AAA Group (dessert banana)
Lineage: Eukaryota; Viridiplantae; Streptophyta; Magnoliopsida; Zingiberales; Musaceae
Product: beta-galactosidase-like
Exons: 18
Coding region: 587-2788 (733 amino acids)
Biological process (GO): carbohydrate metabolic process
Cellular component (GO): cell wall; vacuole
Molecular function (GO): beta-galactosidase activity
Source: RefSeq, a predicted model, not a curated record
UCAAUCACUUUUUGUAGUCCUCCUUUUUUUGAUGGGAUUUAACAUCUUGUAGCAGCCACUUUCUAGUUCAUAUGUUUGGGAAUUUGACUGUAAGAGUAUGAAAUCUUCUGGGAACCUCAGUAUCUCGAUGUCAGCUCUUGUCUCUCUGCUUCCCUGUUUCCUAAGAAAUCAAAAGUGCAUGGAACUUCCAAACACCACGAGCUUUGGGUAGCACAACAUACAUGGAACAGACCGUCAGUGGUUGGAUGAAGCCUCGACGGGGGUCCCACGUUCCCGCACCAGUCCUGUUCUCGCUUUCACCCCUCCGGUGUUAAAGAGCAGUGAUCCCCCGCUCUUACGGCACAUUUCCUCCUCCUCUUCUCUCGCUCUCUCUCUCUCGCUCUUAUUCUCUCUGUUAUUGUGCUGCCAUUGUUUAAUGGAUUCAUCGACUCAUCUCUAGCCAAGAAGAUGGAGAGACGUAUGAGAAGGAAGAGACUGCUGUGGCAAAGAGAGCAGAGAACAAGCAAAUCAUUUCUCGGAACCCUCUACCCAUAGUAAGGUAAAAAAAAGGGAACUCGUUUGAAGCUAAGAACAAUAGUUAGCCACAAUGGGCGUCGAGCAUAUACUGGUUAGACGCGGCCGAGGGCUGUCGCCGAUGCUGCUACUGGCGGUCGCUGCAGCGGUGGUGUGGCGCUUCACUCCGGUCGAUGCCUCCGUUUCUUACGACCGCAAGGCCGUGAUCAUCAAUGGGCAGCGGAGGAUCCUCUUCUCUGGUUCCAUUCACUACCCCAGGAGCACUCCGGAGAUGUGGCCAGAUCUUAUCCAGAAGGCUAAAGAUGGCGGCUUGGAUGUAAUCCAGACCUAUGUAUUCUGGAACGGACACGAGCCUUCCCCUGGCCAGUAUUAUUUUGGAGGAAAUUAUGACCUGGUUCGCUUCGUCAAGCUGGUGAAGCAGGCCGGCCUCUACGUUCAUCUCCGAAUUGGUCCUUAUGUUUGUGCCGAAUGGAACUUUGGGGGGUUUCCUGUCUGGUUAAAAUAUGUUCCUGGUAUCAGUUUCAGGACUGAUAAUGGUCCUUUCAAGGCAGCAAUGGCAAAAUUCACGGAGAAGAUUGUCUCCAUGAUGAAGUCUCAAGGACUAUUUGAAUCUCAGGGUGGCCCCAUCAUCCUCUCUCAGAUUGAAAAUGAAUAUGGUCCACUGGAGGAGUAUUAUGGUGGUGCCGCAGCCAAGAAUUAUGCAAGUUGGGCUGCUCAAAUGGCAGUUGGCCUCAAGACUGGUGUGCCAUGGGUCAUGUGCAAACAAGAUGAUGCACCCGAUCCAAUUAUAAACACCUGUAAUGGAUUCUACUGUGAUUAUUUCUCACCAAACAAGCCCUAUAAACCUACCAUGUGGACAGAAGCUUGGACUGGCUGGUUCACUGCAUUUGGGAGUCCGGUUCCUCACCGGCCUGUUGAGGACUUGGCUUUUGCUGUUGCACGGUUUAUACAGAAAGGUGGCUCCUUUGUUAACUAUUAUAUGUAUCAUGGAGGAACAAACUUUGGUAGGACAGCUGGUGGCCCCUUCAUUUCAACAAGCUAUGACUAUGAUGCCCCAGUUGAUGAAUAUGGUCUCUUGAGGCAGCCAAAAUGGGGCCAUCUGAGAGACCUGCAUAAGGCGAUCAAAAUGUGUGAACCCGCUCUUGUGUCAGCAGAUCCCACUGUGACAAAACUUGGAAAUUAUGAGCAGGCACAUGUCUUCAGAUCAAAGUCGGGCUCUUGUGCUGCAUUCCUUUCUAAUUACAACCCAAGAUCAUAUGCAACAGUUACUUUCAACAGAAUGAAAUAUGAUAUUCCACCUUGGUCCAUCAGUAUCCUUCCUGACUGCAAAACCACAGUAUUCAACACUGCAAGGGUUGAAGCUCCAACAUUGCAGAUGAAAAUGACAUUGCUUGGUAGGUUUUCUUGGAAGUCCUUCAGCGAAGAGACCAACACACUGGAUGAUAACUCAUUCACAAAAGAUGGGCUAGUGGAGCAGAUAAGCAUGACAAGGGACCAGACAGACUACUUGUGGUACACUACAUCUGUUGAUAUAGGGCCAAAUGAACCAUUUCUAAAGAAUGGUCCACACCCUGUUCUGACUGUAAUGUCGGCUGGUCAUUCUAUGCAUGUUUUCAUCAACGGAAAGCGAGCUGGGACUGUUUAUGGUGGUUUAAACAAUCCAAAACUGACUUAUAAAGGAAAGGCAAAGUUGUGGGCAGGAAGCAACCAAAUCUCCAUUUUAAGUGUAGCUGUUGGUCUACCUAAUGUUGGUAGUCAUUUUGAGACAUGGAAUGCUGGAGUUCUUGGUCCAGUGACCUUGCAUGGCCUUAAUGAAGGAAGAAGAGACCUUACCUCACAGAAAUGGACUUACCAGGUUGGCUUGAAAGGUGAAUCUUUGAAUCUUCAUAUGCUUAGUGGUGUUUCUUCAGUUGAGUGGGGCGGUGCAUCUUCGAAACAGGCCUUGACUUGGUACAAGGCUUUCUUUAAUGCUCCAAGCGGCGAUGAGCCAUUGGCUUUAGAUAUGAGUAGCAUGGGCAAAGGUCAGAUAUGGAUUAAUGGACAAAGCAUUGGCCGGUACUGGCCUGCCUACAAAGCAUAUGGUACUUGUGCCAGUUGUGAUUACCGUGGAACAUACAAUGAGAAAAAAUGCCAAACAAAUUGUGGGGAGUCUUCUCAAAAAUGGUACCAUGUUCCUCGUUCCUGGCUAAACCCAACUGGAAACCUUCUGGUUGUGUUUGAAGAGUGGGGUGGUGAUCCAUCAGGCAUAUCUUUGGUAAAAAGAACAGCACUAUGAACAAGCUUGCUGCUGAAAGCCAUCUGCGAACAUUGGCCAUUGAUGGUGAUCAAGUUUAAAAAAAAAAAAGAAAAAAAAGCAAAGCUAAUCUUCCUCUUCAACGCCCGUCUACACGAUGACGGCAGAAGUUACUUCUGGUGAUCGGUAUUGCCUGGUUAAGUGCGAGUAAUCGUACACAGGCCAACAUUUCCAACAUGGCUUUGUCGACACUAAAGAAAUUAUUGGAUGAAUUUUGCAUCAUACAGCAUGUAGGAGUCUGAAUGUAAUUUGAAUUCAUGUGUGCAAAUCUAGGAAAUUGAUAGUGGAAAACCUUUGUCUUUUAUCCUGAAAUGGGUUGGGAAUAAUGUCCACAAAGUGGAAUGGCUGGUCUUGUUAUUGCAGGAACUGAGCAUGUAAGCAUUUUGAUUCAUAAAGGAACUGCCUUCCUUCACCUUUGAAA